This is a messenger RNA of Coregonus sp. 'balchen', 30389 nucleotides long. Lineage: Eukaryota; Metazoa; Chordata; Actinopteri; Salmoniformes; Salmonidae. The record is from the annotation of a GenBank genome assembly.
AUGGAGGGCGGAAAAUGUUACAACGGAGGGGAAGGGGUAAACGGAGGGAAAGAUAGCUACAAAUGGAGGGAAAAAGUAGUCUACACAGGAGGGAAGGGGUAGUUUCACACUGGGAGGGGUAUUUAAAGAUUUUAAAAGGGGGGGGGAGUCAAACACUGGAGGAGAGUAGUUAAAAAUGGAGGGAAAAAGAGCUAAAACCCUGGAGGGAGAGUAGCCCCACACUGGGGGCAGAGUAGCCCCACCCCGGGGGGGGGCCCAAAGGGGGAAAUAGUUACACACUGGAGGGAAAAGUAGUUAACCGGAGGGAAGAGUAGGUACACAUGGAGGGGAGUGCCUCCAUGGGGGAGAGUAGCACACACUGGAGGGCCCGAGUAGCAAAAACUGGAGGGGGGCUAACGGGGGGAGUAUAAACUGGAGGGAAGAGUUUGCAUAAAUGGAAAGGGAAAGGGGGGUAGCAACACUGGAGGGGAGAGUAGUUCCCCACGGAGGGAGAGUAGCUACACACUGGAGGGAAAAGUAGCUCACACGGGGGGAAAGGGUAGUUUAAAAGGAGGGGAAGAGUUAAACGGGGGGGAAAAAAAAGGAGGGAAAAUUCUACACAUGGGGGAAAGGGUUUUUAAAAAGGUGUUUGGAGGGGGGUUUAAAAAACGGGGGGUUUUUAAAAAAAUUUUGGGGGCCCGAGUAGAAAAUGGAGGGGGGCCCGAUUUCCCAAUAGGGGGGGUAUUAAACUGGGGGGAAAUCACACAAUGGAGGAAGGAGCGGGAAGGAGGGAAGGUCUGCAUGGGGGAGGAAAAUGUUAAAAGGAGGGGAAAGGGUUUCCCGGGGAAAUUCUUAAAAUCUUCCCAAAAUAAAAGGGGGUUCAAAAAUGACCACAGGGAAAACACCAAAACAAACUAGGGAAAUUAUCUUGGAGGGGGGGAAAGGGGUUUGGAGGGGAUGGCCCCUGGGGGAAGAAAAGUUUGGGGGUUCUACACCACUGGGGAAGGUUGUUUGGGGGGGGUUUUGUGGGGGGAAGAUACUAACCAAAAAAUCACCUGGGGGGAAAUGAACCUGGAGGGGGAGAAAUUUAAAACCAGGGGGAAAAAGCAAAUGGGGGGAAAAGUGUAAACUGGGGGGAACGGUAGUUUAAAGGGGGGGGAAUUUAAAAACCAUCAAUACCCCUGGGGGGGGUGCUUUAACAGGGGGAAAAGUUCCCCGGGGGAAAAGUUCUACCCAGGGAAAAAUAUUAAACUAGGGGUUUUUUUUAAAUUCUACAAACGGGGGGAAAUCAAACCUGGAGGGAGGUAAUCCCCCAAAGGGGGGGGGAAAUUCAGUAUAAGGAAGAAAAAAAAUUUUUUCCCACCGGGGGGGACCCCCCCAAAACCCCCAAAGGGGAAAACACACUUUACACACCCGUGUUUCUGUAGCCUGUAUUAUCCGUUUUGAGUUUUUUAUGGGUCACACACUGGAGUAAUACCAGGAGAAAAGUAGUCUACACACUUAGGUAUGUAUUGUAAAUGGGGAGUGUCUACACACUGUAAGAGUUGAGAGAAAUCUCAACUGGAUAAAAAUCAACCUUUGUUGUUAAAAAUAUUUUUUGGGGGCCAUGAUUAAAAAGAGCUACUAUUUUUUUUUUCUCAACUGGUAAUUGAAAUGCGCUUCCCAUUCACCAUUCAAAUGUAUAGGCAACGGAAGGAAGGCUUCAUCAGCGCUUUGCAAUGAGCUGGAGGCAGUAUGCAUUUAGAAAACGUCUCUCUAAUUCUCUCUUGCGCACGCGCACACACACACACACACACACACACACACACACACAAACUUUCAGGGAAAUACUGUAGCGUUGGACUAGGGGUGUGUCGGCUGUGUUGCUUUGCCCUUCCGGGUCUGAGAACAAUGUUGCCGUCUGACACCAACUCUGACUGGUGAAUUGUGUGUUUGUGUGUGUGUGUGUGUGUGUGUGUGUUUGAGGAUUACUAACAUAAUCACCUGAAAUUGACCUGGACAUGGCAGAGCACAGAUAAUAUUUCCAGUCAGAUUUGAUAUUGAAGUUUAACACCCUAGUAUGAGCUGAAUGACAUAUUACCUUUGGUGGAUAAUCCACCGUUGAAGUCGGAAGUUUACGUACAUCUUAGCCAAAUACAUUUAAACUCAGUUUUUCCACAAUUCCUGACAUUUAAUCCUAGUAAAAAUUCCCUGUCUUAGGUCAGUUAGGAUCACCACUUUAUUUUAAGAAUGUGAAAUGUCAGAAUAAUAGUAGAGAGAAUGAUUUAUUUCAGCUUUUAUUUAUUUCAUCACAUUCCCAGUGGGGUCAGAAGUUUACAUACACUCAAUUAGUAUUUGGGAGCAUUGCCUUUAAAUUGUUUAACUUGGGUCAAAUGUUUCGGGUAGCCUUCAACAAGCUUCCCACAAUAAGUUGGGUGAAUUUUGGCCCAUUCCUCCUGACAGAGCUGGUGUAACUGAGUCAGGUUUGUAGGCCUCCUUGCUCGCACAUGCUUUUUCAGUUCUGCCCACAAAUGUUCUAUAGGAUUGAGGUCAGGGCUUUGUGAUGGCCACUCCAAUACCUUGACUUUGUUGUCCUUAAGCCAUUUUGCCACAAAUUUGGAAGUAUGCUUGGGGUCAUUGUGCAUUUGGAAGACCCAUUUGCGACCAAGCUUUAACUUCCUGACUGAUGUCUUGAGAUGUUGCUUCAAUAUUUCCACAUAAUUUUCCUUCCUCAUGAUGCCAUCUAUUUUGUGAAGUGCACCAGUCCCUCCUGCAGCAAAGCACCCCCACAGCAUGAUGCUGCUACCCCUGUUCUUCACAGUUGGGAUGGUGUUCUUCGGCUUGCAAGCAACCCCCUUUUUCCUCCAAACAUAACGAUGGUCAUUAUGGCCAAACAGUUCUAUUUUUGUUUCAUCAGACCAGAGGACAUUUCUCCAAAAGUACGAUCUUUGUCCCCAUGUGCAGUUGCAAACCGUAGUCUGGCUUUUUUAUGGCGGUUUUGGAGCAGUGGCUUCUCCCUUGCUGAGCGGCCUUUCAGGUUAUGUCGAUAUAGGACUCGUUUUACUGUGGAUAUAGAUACUUUUGUACCUGUUUCCUCCAGCAUCUUCACAAGGUCCUUUGCUGUUGUUCUGGGAUUGAUUUGCACUUUUCGCACCAAAGUACGUUCAUCUCUAGGAGACAGAACACGUCUCCUUCCUGAGCGGUAUGACGGCUGCGUGGUCCCAUGGUUUUUAUACUUGCGUACUAUUGUUUGUACAGAUGAAGGUGGUACCUUCAGGCAUUUUGAAAUUGUUCCCAAGGAUGAACCAGACUUGUGGAGGUCUACAAUUUUUUUUCUGAGGUCUUGGCUGAUUUCUUUUGAUUUUCCCAUGAUGUCAAGCAAAGAGGCACUGAGUUUGAAGGUAGGCCUUGAAAUACAUCCACAGGUACACCUCCAAUUGACUCAAAUGAUGUCAAUUAGCCUAUCAGAAGCUUCUAAAGCCAUGACAUCCUUUUCUGGAAUUUUCCAAGCUGUUUAAAGGCACAGUCAACUUAGUGUAUGUAAACUUCUGACCACUGGAAUUGUGAUACAGUGAAUUAUAAGUGAAAUAAUCUGUCUGUAAACAAUUGUUGGAAAAAUGACUUGUGUCAUGCACAAAGUAGAUGUCCUAACCGACUUGCCAAAACUAUAGUUUGUUAACAAGAAAUUUGUGGAGUGGUUGAAAAAACGAGUUUUAAUGACUCCAACCUAAGUGUAUGUAAACUUCCGACUUCAACUGUAUAUAGCCGACAUGUUGCAUCAUAAUGGGGAAAACAUCAUUUAAAAGAUUGCAUUUAUCCAUCACACCAAGUAACAGGCUAGUGUGUGGGUUAACGCUAGCUGCCUAUAGCAGACCAGCCCACGUCUAUAGGCUACUGCUGCCUCACUGGUUGAGAGGGCAACUGUUAAAGCGCACAUAGCAGACAGGGGAGUGCGUAAUUCGCGUCUUCAUUUAGGAGACACAGUGGCAUUGGCAACGGAGGAUUGAGGAUUCUACUACGACUACACAGGAACUUCCGGUGUCUUUUACUUCUUUUUUGUAAAGGUGUUUUGGAUUGGACCGGAACCAGCGCGUGAGCGAGAGAGAGAUGGGGGACCGGCGCGGGAAGCUGGCGCUCCUCUCUCCCGGCGCACCGAAGCCCUCCGUCUCCAAGGAGGGAACAUUCCAGCUGCGUGUGAUCUUUCUGGACAACAGCGAGCGUGUGUUUGAGGUCAAGGUAAAUCAAAGCAAUUCUAUCAAUGUGUGUUAUGUUUAGGUUACUGUAAAAGACAACAGUCCAAGUGCUUGUAGCCUUGAUAAGAAAAUAAUAGGACUUCGCAUUGGUGAAGCAAUUACCAGAAACAUAUGACACAUAGCAGUUGUUUUUACAUAUCUAUUUAGUCUAUAUAGGGUUAAUAAUAAUAAUAAUUAAUAAUAAUAAUAUAAUAUAAUAAUAAUAAUAAUAAUAUAAUAAUAAUUAUAUAAUAAUAAUAAUAAUAAUAAUUAAUCAUUUAGCAGACGCUCUUAUCCAGAGCGACUUACAGGAGCAAUUAGGGUUAAGUGCCUUGCUCAAGGGCACAUCGACAGAUUUUUCACCUAGUCGGCUCGGAGAUGAGAACCAGCGACCUUUCGAUUACUGGCACAACGCUCUUAACCACUAAGCUACCUGCCGCCCUAUAUAUACUUAUACUCAUAACCCAUGACAAGAUGGAAAAUAUUUAUAGCGAUGUGUGUGUAUGUGUGUGUAUGUGUGUGUAUGUGUGGGGGCUCGUUUCCUCGCGGUGUUGUCCUUGUAAAGUAGCCCUUAUUCCUGGUCCCAUUAUCUGCGUGCAUGAUUUCUCUCUCAGAGCGUGCUGGUGACCGGAGCCUCGCGGGCCUUUACUGCCUCUCCCCUGAGCCAUGGAGGUAGGGAGGGAGGGAGGGAGGGAGGGAGGGAUGGAUGGAUGGAUGGAGGGAUGGAGGGAUGGAUGGAGGGAUGGAUGGAGGGAGGGAUGGAGGGAGGGAGGAAAGGAGGGACGGAUGGAGGGAGGGAGGGAGGGAUGGAUAGAGGGAAGGAAGGGAGGGAGGGAGAGUGGAAAAGAAAAGAGAAAGACCCCUGCUGUGUGUUUUGGUUAGGAGGUCAAGGGGGGGGCGGCAGAGAGAGAGUGUAAGAGAGAAAUAGAGAGAAAGAGAAAGAGUGAGAGCGAUAAAUAGAGAGAGAGAGAGAGAGAGAGAGAGAGAUGUGAAUAGCCUUGAGGAUAGUGGUGUGUUGACAAGGAGAGGGGUGAGUAGUAGCCUAUUCUUCCAGUGAGUUUGAGUUGAGUACCCCCAUCCUCUCUUGCCCCCAAUAGCCAGCCUCUGCCCCCAGGUUGAAAGAACUAUUAGCGGCCUGGACACAGAGAGAGAGGGGUGGAUGAUAUAUAGUCCUACCAUUCAAACAUACUAGUGACUAGAGAUUAGAGUUUGUGUGUGUUCAGCACCAAACCCACUACACUCCCUCUCUCUCCGGCCAGCUGACGGCUCUAAAUCGGUAGUUUGAUAGCCUAGUUGUUGAGAGUGUUGUAAGGGCGGACGUUAAACGUUGUUGAUGACCGUUUAUGGGACGGUUUUCCUUGCGCCUCGCCUCGCGGUCCCAUAAUGACACAGUAAUGAGAGGAUACACGCGCUCCCCCGUCGUGUCAGCAGGUCUAAAAACCGGGUUCGGUUGUGUCACAGUGCAAAAAAACGACUCACUCUCACGCCUAUCUCAUCUCCUCCGCCAGCGGCACCGGUAAUUAAGAUUCAGACAAGAGCGGGAAGGAAACAGCGUGUGACAGACCUGAGAACUCCCCUAAACAGUUGGGGUUGACGGAUCCCAAAACAGAGACACAGUAUUUUAUCGACGUGCGUCGCUCUGACGCAUUACGUCAUGGGGUAGGCUGACCUGUAAAUGGAAAAACGAACUAACUCACUGGAGAACGACAAUGAUGAAAGAUACGGAAAAUUAGAUAUAUGUUGUAAAUUAGUUAAAUAUAGCCUAUUAAAUAUAUUUUUUGCCUAUUUUUGGAAUUGUUACAUUUCACAUAAAAGUUGUGGUAAAAAAUUAAUAUAGUAGAAUGCACUGAACGUGUUUAUACUAUGACUAGAAAAAAGAAAUCGCUCACAAGCCGUUUCAGCACCAUGGUCAGCUCCAUCAACGGGUCCCUCAUCUAAUACUGCUAGUCUAAUGCACUAGAUUUAGAUGUUGCCUUUAUUUAAGCAGAUAAAUCAUUGAGAACACAUUCUCGUAUAUUACAAUAUCCACCGUACCGAGAGAUAAAGCAAUAAACCGAAAGCAAAAAUGUCUUAACAACAAACAACAUCAUCAUGAUUCUUAUCUCAACCUUUUACCUCGUUGGUAACUGAUGACUUCCUGUCUCUUCCUAUCCUCUCCACCACAGCAAAGGAUCCUGGGAUGUGACUUCUUCAACAAGGUGUGUGGCCACCUCAAGCUGCUGGAGAAAGAAUACUUUGGACUGGAGUUCAGACACCACACUGGCAGCUAUGUAAGUUAUUGACAUCACUCUGUAACCUACCAGACAGGGAGGUAAGUGUAACCUACUAGACAGGGAGGUAAGUGUAACCUACUAGACAGGGAGGUAAGUGUAACCUACUAGACAGGGAGGUAAGUGGUAAACCUACUAGACAGGGAGGUAAGUGUAACCUACUAGACAGGGGGUAGGUCCGAGGUAAGUGUAACCCUACUAGACAGGGAGGUAAGUGUAACCUACUACUAGGACCAAAGGUAAGUUGUAACCUACUAGACAGGGAGGUAAGUGUAACCUACUAGACAGGGAGGUGAGUGUAACCUACUAGACAGGGAGGUAAGUGUAACCUACUAGACAGGGAGGUAAGUGUAACCUACUAGACAGGGAGGUAAGUGUAACCUACUAGACAGGGAGGUAAGUGUACCCACUACACAAGGGGGUAAGUGUACCUACUAGACAAGGAGGUAGUGUAACCUACUAGACAGGGAGGUAAGUGUAACCUACUAGACAGGGGAGGUAAGUGUAACCUAACUAGACAGGGAGGUAAGUUUUAACCUACUAGACAGGGGGGUAAGUGUAACCUACAGACAAAGGUAAGUGUAACCUACUAGACAGGGGGGGGUAAGUGAACCUACUAGACAGGGAGGUGAGUGUAACCUACUAGACAGGGAGGUAAGUUAAACCUACUAGACAGGGAGGUAAGUGUAACCUACUAGACAGGGAGGUAAGUGUAACCUACUAGACAGGGAGGUAAGUGUAACCUACUAGACAGAGAGGUAAGUGUAACCUACUAGACAGAGAGGUAAGUGUAACCUACUAGACAGGGAGGUAGUGUAAAACCCACUAGACAGGGAGGUAAGUGUAAACCUACUAGACAGGGGGGGUAAGUUAACCUACUAGACAGGGAGGUAAGUGUAACCUACUAGACAGGGAGGUAAGUGUAACCUACUAGACAGGGAGGUAAGUGUAACCUACUAGACAGGGAGGUAAGUGUAACCUACUAGACAGGAGGUACGUUGUAACCUACAACAGUAAGUUAACCUACUAGACAAAGGUAAGUGUAACCUACUAGACAGGGAGGUAAGUGUAACCUACUAGACAAAGGUAAGUGUAACCUACUAGACAGGGAGGUAAGUGUAACCUACGUAAACAGGGAGGUAAGUGUAACCUACUAGACAGAGAGGUAAGUGUAAACCUCCAAUAGACAGAGAGGUAAGUGUAACCUACUAGACAGGGAGGUAAGUGUAACCUACUAGACAGGGAGGUAAGUGUAACCUACUAGACAGGGAGGUAAGUGUAACCUACUAGACAGGGAGGUAAGUGUAACCUACUAGACAGGGAGGUAAGUGUAACCUACUAGACAGGGAGGUAAGUGUAACCUACUAGACAGGGAGGUAAGUGUAACUACUAGACAGGGAGGUAAGUGUAACCUACUAGCCAAAGGUAAGUGUAAACCUACUAGAAGGGAGGUAAGUGUAAACCCACUAGCCAGGGAAGGUAAGUGUAACCUACUAGACAGGGAGGUAAGGUAACCUACCGCAAGGGAUGUAAGUGUACCUACUAGAAGGAGGUAAGUGUAACCUACAGACAAAGGUAAGUGUAACCUACUAGACAGAGAGGGUAAGUGUAACCUACUAGACAGGGAGGUAAGUGUAACCUACUAGACAGGGAGGUAAGUGUAACUACCCGACAGGGAGGUAAGUGUAACUUACUAGACAGGGAGGUAAGGUGGGAACCCACUAGAAGGGAGGUAAGUGUAACCUACUAGACAGGGGGGGUAAGUGUAACUAAUAGACAGGGAGGUAAGUGUAACCUACUAGACAGGGAGGUAAGUGUAACCCACUGACAGGGAGGUAAGGUAAAAUUACUAGACAGGGAGGUAAAGGUAACCUACUACACAGGGAGGGAAGUGUAACCUACUAAACAGGGAGGUAAAUGUAACCUACUACAAGGGAGGUAGUGGUAACCUACUAGACAGGGAGGUAAGUGUAACCUACUAGACAGGGAGGUAAGUGUAACCUACUAGACAGAGAGGUAAGUGUAACCUACUAGACAGAGAGGUAAGUGUAACCUACUAGACAGAGAGGUAACUGCUGAGAGAAAUACUUUAUACUGUGUUUGAUUGGAGUUCAAUUGAAUAUAAGUCUGUCCUGUUUGUUUCUUAUUCCAGGUGUGGCUGGAACAGUUGAAACCUCUAGCCAAUCAGAUCAGAGUAAGUCUGGGUGUGAGUAUGAGUAGUAGUAAACUGAGUGAGAAUAUGGUAUACAAAUUUCUUGAAGGGGGUAACGACGGCGCGAGUGAGGAGGAGGAGAGAGGAGCAGCAUGAGCUGAGAGCGAGCGCUAGAGCAGAGAGGGAAGGAGCGAGAGCGAGAGCUAAGCGAGAGUAAGCCAGAGAGAGAUCGCUUCUCUCUCUCUUCUCUCUGUCUCAUCUCAUCCUCUCUCUUCUCUCUCUCUCUCUCUGUAUGCUCCCUCUCUCCUCUCUACCUCUUCUCUCUAUCUCCCUCCCUCCCUCCCUCCCCUCUCCCUCUCAGACACCAGUGAUCUGUUCUUCAGAUUCAUCGUCAAGUUCUUUCCUCCAGACCCAGGGCAGCUGCAGAGAGGACUCACCAGGUGUGUGGUGUUAGUGUGUUAGUGUGUGUGUGUGUGUUAGUGACGUGCCUUCCCCAGAUACAUUAGUCAGUGAUAGUGUUUCUAUCAGUAGAGUAUCACUCACUAGGGCCAUCGUCAGUGAUAGUGUUUCUAUCAAUAGAGUAUCUCUCACUAGGGCCAUCGUCAGUGAUAGUGUUUCUAUCAAUAGAGUAUCUCUCACUAGGGCCAUCGUCAGUGAUAGUGUUUCUAUCAGUAGAGUAACACUCACUAGGGCCAUCGUCAGUGAUAGUGUUUCUGUCAAUAGGGGGUCUCUCACUAGGGCCAUCGUCAGUGAUAGUGUUUCUAUCAGUAGAGGGUCUCUCACUAGGGCCAUCGUCAGUGAUAGUGUUUCUGUCAGUAGAGGGUCUCUCACUAGGGCCAUCGUCAGUGAUAGUGUUUGUUUCUGUCAGUAGAGGGUCACUCACUAGGGCCAUCGUCAGUGAUAGUGUUUCUGUCAGUAGAGGGUCUCUCACUAGGGCCAUCGUCAGUGAUAGUGUUUCUGUCAGUAGAGGGUCUCUCACUAGGGCCAUCGUCAGUGAUAGUGUUUCUGUCAGUAGAGGGUCUCUCACUAGGGCCAUCGUCAGUGAUAGUGUUUCUGUCAGUAGAGGGUCUCUCACUAGGGCCAUCGUCAGUGAUAGUGUUUCUAUCAGUAGAGGGUCUCUCACUAGGGCCAUCGUCAGUGAUAGUGUUUCUAUCAGUAGAGGGUCUCUCACUAGGGCCAUCGUCAGUGAUAGUGUUACUGUCAGUAGAGGGUCUCUCACUAGGGCCAUCGUCAGUGAUAGUGUUUCUAUCAGUAGAGGGUCUCUCACUAGGGCCAUCGUCAGUGAUAGUGUUUCUGUCAGUAGAGGGUCUCUCACUAGGGCCAUCGUCAGUGAUAGUGUUUCUGUCAGUAGAGGGUCUCUCACUAGGGCCAUCGUCAGUGAUAGUGUUUCUGUCAGUAGAGGGUCUCUCACUAGGGCCAUCGUCAGUGAUAGUGUUUCUGUCAGUAGAGGGUCUCUCACUAGGGCCAUCGUCAGUGAUAGUGUUUCUAUCAGUAGAGGGUCUCUCACUAGGGCCAUCGUCAGUGAUAGUGUUUCUGUCAGUAGAGGGUCUCUCACUAGGGCCAUCGUCAGUGAUAGUGUUUCUGUCAGUAGAGGGUCUCUCACUAGGGCCAUCGUCAGUGAUAGUGUUUCUGUCAGUAGAGGGUCUCUCACUAGGGCCAUCGUCAGUGAUAGUGUUACUGUCAGUAGAGGGUCUCUCACUAGGGCCAUCGUCAGUGAUAGUGUUUCUAUCAGUAGAGGGUCUCUCACUAGGGCCAUCGUCAGUGAUAGUGUUUCUGUCAGUAGAGGGUCUCUCACUAGGGCCAUCGUCAGUGAUAGUGUUUCUCCACAGUAUUCUUAUCCAAGGUCAACCAGUGACACCUGCACCUGCAGUAAGGGAACAUGUUCAGGAUCAAAUGGUUCCAACUUGUUGCAAACAUACAGUACCAGUCAAAAGUUUGGACACACCUACUCAUUCAAGGGUUUUUCUUGUUUUUACUAUUUUCUACAUUGUAGAAUGAUAGUGAAGACAUCAAAACUAUGAAAUAACACAUAUGGAAUCAUGUAGUAACCAAAAAAAGUGUUAAACAAAUCAAAAUACAGUGGGGAAAAAAAGUAUUUAGUCAGCCACCAAUUGUGCAAGUUCUCCCACUUAAAAAGAUGAGAGAGGCCUGUAAUUUUCAUCAUAGGUACACGUCAACUAUGACAGACAAAUUGAGAGAAAAAAAUCCAUAAAAUCACAUUGUAGGAUUUUUAAUGAAUUUAUUUGCAAAUUAUGGUGGAAAAUAAGUAUUUGGUCACCUACAAACAAGCAAGAUUUCUGGCUCUCACAGACCUGUAACUUCUUCUUUAAGAGGCUCCUCUGUCCUCCACUCGUUACCUGUAUUAAUGGCACCUGUUUGAACUUGUUAUCAGUAUAAAAGACACCUGUCCACAACCUCAAACAGUCGCCAACCAAACUCCAAGACCAAAGAGCUGUCAAAGGACACCAGAAACAAAAUUGUAGACCUGCACCAGGCUGGGAAGACUGAAUCUGCAAUAGGUAAGCAGCUUGGUUUGAAUAAAUCAACUGUGGGAGCAAUUAUUAGGAAAUGGAAGACAUACAAGACCACUGAUAAUCUCCCUCGAUCUGGGGCUCCACGCAAGAUCUCACCCCGUGGGGUCAAAAUGAUCACAAGAACGGUGAGCAAAAAUCCCAGAACCACACGGGGGGACCUAGAGAAUGACCUGCAGAGAGCUGAGACCAAAGUAACAAAGCCUACCAUCAGUAACACACUACGCCGCCAGGGACUCAAAUCCUGCAGUGCCAGACGUGUCCCCCUGCUUAAGGCAGUACAUGUCCAGGCCCGUCUGAAGUUUGCUAGAGUGCAUUUGGAUGAUCCAGAAGAGGAUUGGGAGAAUGUCAUAUGGUCAGAUGAAACCAAAAUAGAACUUUUUGGUAAAAACUCAACUCGUCGUGUUUGGAGGACAAAGAAUGCUGAGUUGCAUCCAAAGAACACCAUACCUACUGUGAAGCAUGGGGGUGGAAACAUCAUGCUUUGGGGCUGUUUUUCUGCAAAGGGACCGGGACGACUGAUCCGUGUAAAGGAAAGAAUGAAUGGGGCCAUGUAUCGUGAGAUUUUGAGUGAAAACCUCCUUCCAUCAGCAAGGGCAUUGAAGAUGAAACGUGGCUGGGUCUUUCAGCAUGACAAUGAUCCCAAACACACCGCCCGGGCAACGACGGAGUGGCUUCGUAAGCAUUUCAAGGUCCUGGAGUGGCCUAGCCAGUCUCCAGAUCUCAACCCCAUAGAAAAUCUUUGGAGGGAGUUGAAAGUCUGUGUUGCCCAGCGACAGCCCCAAAACAUCACUGCUCUAGAGGAGAUCUGCAUGGAGGAAUGGGCCAAAAUACCAGCAACAGUGUGUGAAAACCUUGUGAAGACUUACAGAAAACGUUUGAUCUGUGUCAUUGCCAACAAAGGGUAUAUAACAAAGUAUUGAGAAACUUUUGUUAUUGACCAAAUACUUAUUUUCCACCAUCAUUUGCAAAUAAAAUCAUAAAAAAUCCUACAAUGUGAUUUCUGGAUUUUUUUUCCUCAUUUUGUCUGUCAUAGUUGACGUGUACCUAUGAUGAAAAUUACAGGCCUCUCUCAUCAUUUUAAGUGGGAGAACUUGCACAAUUGGUGGCUGACUAAAUACUUUUUUCCCCCACUGUAUAUAUUUAGAUUUGAGAUUCUUCAAAGUAGCCAUCCUUUGCCUUGAUGACAGCUUUGCACAUUCUUGGCAAUCUCUCAACCAGCUUCAUGAGGAAUGCUUUUCCAACAGUCUUGAAGGAGUUCCAUCUGACCCUGGUGUACAGUAUAUCUAUCUAUCUGACCCAGAUGUACAGUAUAUCUAUAUAUCUGACCCAGGUGUACAGUAUAUCUAUCUAUCUGACCCAGAUGUACAGUAUGUACAGUGGAGAGAACAAGUAUUUGAUAACCUGCAAAAUCGGCAGUGUUUCCUACUUACAAAGCAUGUAGAGGUCUGUAAUUUUUAUCAUAGGUACACUUCAACUGUGAGAGACGGAAUCUAAAACAAAAAUCCAGAAAAUCACAUUGUAUGAUUUUUAAGUAAUUCAUUUUCAUUUUAUUGCAUGACAUAAGUAUUUGAUCACCUACCAACCAGUAAGAAUUCCGGCUCUCACAGACCUGUUAGUUUUUCUUUAAGAAGCCCUCCUGUUCUCCACUCAUUACCUGUAUUAACAGCACCUGUUUGAACUCGUUACCUGUAUAAAAGACACCUGUCCACACACUCAAUCAAACAGACUCCAACCUCUCCACAAUGGCCAAGACCAGAGAGCUGUGUAAGGACAUCAGGGAUAAAAUUGUAGACCUGCACAAGGCUGGGAUGGGCUACAGGACAAUAGGCAAGCAGCUUGGUGAGAAGGCAACAACUGUUGGCGCAAUUAUUAGAAAAUGGAAGAAGUUCAAGAUGACGGUCAAUCACCCUCGGUCUGGGGCUCCAUGCAAGAUCUCACCUCGUGGGGCAUCAAUGAUCAUGAGGAAGGUGAGGGAUCAGCCCAGAACUACACGGCAGGACCUGGUCAAUGACCUGAAGAGAGCUGGGACCACAGUCUCAAAGAAAACCAUUAGUAACACACUACGCCGUAAUGGAUUAAAAUCCUGCAGCGCACGCAAGGUCCCCCUGCUCAAGCCAGCGCAUGUCCAGGCCCGUCUGAAGUUUGCCAAUGACCAUCUGGAUGAUCCAGAGGAGGAAUGGGAGAAGGUCAUGUGGUCUGAUGAGACAAAAAUAGAGCUUUUUGGUCUAAACUCCACUCGCCGUGUUUGGAGGAAGAAGAAGGAUGAGUACAACCCCAAGAACACCAUCCCAACCAUGAAGCAUGGAGGUGGAAACAUCAUUCUUUGGGGAUGCUUUUCUGCAAAGGGGACAGGACGACUGCACCGUAUUGAGGGGAGGAUGGAUGGGGCCAUGUAUCGCGUGAUCUUGGCCAACAACCUCCUUCCCUCAGUAAGAGCAUUGAAGAUGGGUCGUGGCUGGGUCUUCCAGCAUGACAACGACCCGAAACACACAGCCAGGGCAACUAAGGAGUGGCUCCGUAAGAAGCAUCUCAAGGUCCUGGAGUGGCCUAGCCAGUCUCCAGACCUGAACCCAAUAGAACAUCUUUGGAGGGAGCUGAAAGUCCGUAUUGUCCAGCGACGGCCCCGAAACCUGAAGGAUCUGGAGAAGGUCUGUAAGCAGGAGUGGGCCAAAAUCCCUGCUGCAGUGUGUGCAAACCUGGUCAAGACCUACAGGAAACGUAUGAUCUCUGUAAUUGCAAACAAAGGUUUCUGUACCAAAUAUUAAGUUCUGAUGUAUCAAAUACUUAUGUCAUGCAAUAAAAUGCAAAUUAAUUACUUAAAAAUCAUACAAUGUGAUUUUCUGGAUUUUUGUUUUAGAUUCCGUCUCUCACAGUUGAAGUGUACCUAUGAUAAAAAUUAUAGACCUCUACAUGCUUUGUAAGUAGGAAAACCUGCAAAAUCGGCAGUGUAUCAAAUACUUGUUCUCCCCACUGUAUAUCUAGCUGACCCAGGGUGUACAGUAUAUCUAUCUAUCUGACCCAGGUGUCUUCUCCUCUGUGCCAGGUAUCUGUUUGCUCUCCAGAUAAAGCAGGACCUCUCUACAGGCAGUCUGACCUGUAAUGACAACAGCGCCGCCCUGCUGGUCUCCCAUUUACUGCAGUGUGAGUCAAGCCUAAUCAGUUACACCUAGAAAGGGAACAGAAGCCAACGGGCCGAAAUCAGUGUUUUAGUUUUCUGUUGUAAAAUAUAUAUUUUUAUGUUUUGCUAUUGCACAACCCUGCCAUUCACUGUUUAGAUAACAUGUAUUCCUCCAUAACUUGCUACAUUUGCACACACUGUAUAUAUAUUUUCUGUUGUAUUUUUGACUUUAUGUUUUGUUUACCCCAUAUGUAACUCUGUGUUGUUGUUUUUUAUCGCACUGCUUUGCUUUAUCUUGGCCAGGUCGCAGUUGUAAAUGAGAACUUGUUCUCAACUGGCUUACCUGGUUAAAUAAAGGUGAAAUAAAGGUGAAAUAAAUAAAUAAAUUUAAAUAAAUCCUUGGAUUAUAGCCGUAACUCAAGCCUCAAAUUAACCUACCUGAAAUGACUGACUUAUUUGCUGUGUGUGUUUGUACAUAUGCCUUUGUUUGUGUGUGUGUGUUCCUCCAUAUGUGUGCGUCAAUGCGUGAGGCAUGCAUGUGUGCUUCCGUCCGUGCACGUGUGCUUCCGUCCGUGCACGUGUGCUUCCGUCCGUGCACGUGUGCUUCCGUCCGUGCACGUGUGCUUCCGUCCGUGCACGUGUGCUUCCGUCCGUGCACGUGUGCUUCCGUCCGUGCACGUGUGCUUCCGUCCGUGCACGUGUGCUUCCGACCGUGCACGUGUGCUUCCGUCCGUGCACGUGUGCUUCCGACCGUGCACGUGUGCUUCCGACCGUGCACGUGUGCUUCCGUCCGUGCACGUUUGCUUCCGACCGUGCACGUGUGCUUCCGUCCGUGCAUGUGUGUAUGCGUGUGUGUUGUGCAGCAGAGCUGGGAGACUACGAGGAAGAGUUGGACAUCCACCAUCUAGAGCUGAAACAAUACGUUCCUAACCAGGAAUACCUGGACCACAAGAUCAUGAAGUUCCACAGGAAACACAGGUAAGCACUUAGCAUUAGCAUCUACUGUCACUGCCAUAGAGAUCCUAUGGUCCCUGUGGAAGCGCUUCCUUAGCAUUAGCAUCUACUGUCACUGCCAUAGAAAUCCUAUGGUCCCUGUGGAAGCGCUUCCUUAGCAUUAGCAUCUACUGUCACUGCCAUAGAGAUCCUAUGGUCCCUGUGGAAGUGCUUCCUUAGCAUUAGUAUCUACUGUCAAUGCCAUAGUUAUCAGCGUUUAAAAUUACAUUUUGGUCCACCAGCCACUGUGGCAGGUAGAUUAAAAAUCUACCAGCCACUCAGAUUUUUUACCACCCAUUUUUUCUGCUUAAAAUACACCAACAAAACACAAAGAAACGGAGGAGCAUGCUUUGUAAAGUUCCUAAAACAAGAAAUGUAUUACUAGUAAGAAAUAAUGUGGCAUAUUGUUUAAUUUCAUUUUUUUGUAUCACAGAUGAGACAAAACAUUUCACCUGCCCCUUUAAGUGCGGGAGGUUACCGUGGUAACACGACUGCAGUCAUGUUUGUGCCUAUGAGAUUGAAGUCUUCUCUUCCCUAGCAGUUGAAACUCAAACAUUGAAAAACAGCCUAGCUGGUGAACAAAACAAUGUAAAUAGCCAAGAAACACAAGGACAAAGUCUCACUUCACUAGACUUUAGCUUCAAGUAAAUUAGACCAACUUUUAUGCCUGUGUUUAGCGCUUCUAAAAAUGCACCUUUCACUCAGCUCUUCACGUGCGCACGGCCCCCCCCAACGCCAGGCAGUGUUGCAGCGUGAGGUGAAAUAGACUUUAUAGGAUUCGUAGUUCUUUGACUUUGUGCGAUUAAUUUACCAGAUAUGAAACAAAACGGCAGAAAUACUUUGAAAACAGCUACUGCAGCAUUUAUUUGACUAUAAAUGUGAUCAUACUCGACAAUUUCUAUUCACAAAUGCGAGUGAAAUGCUCGCACUGUGGGAACCCUGACCACCAGCCAACGUGGCUGGUGAAACAGACAUUUGACCUGCAAAUAGGUAAAUCACUUCAGGUGGGUUAAUUUGACCUGCAAGUUACGGCUGUAAUCCAAGGGAAUGGAAUAAAUGUUAUCUACACAGCGAAUGGCAGGGUUGUGUACACAAUUAGCAAAACGUUAAAAAAAAGUAGUUUACAACAGAAAACCAAAAACACUGAUUUCUUAUUAGACAAGUUCCCUGCCUGUUUCGUCCCGUUGCCUUCUGUUCCCUUUCUACCUGCAGGUGGCGGGUGUUCAUUUUAGGCCCUGAUAGAGAUCCUGUGGUCCUUGUGGAAGCACUUCCUUAGCAUUAGCAUCUACUGUCCCUGCCAUAGAGAUCCUGUGGUCCUUGUGGAAGCACUUCCUUAGCAUUAGCAUCUACUGUCCCUGCCAUAGAGAUCCUGUGGUCCUUGUGGAAGCACUUCCUUAGCAUUAACAUCUACUGGCCCUGCCAUAGAGAUCCUGUGGUCCUUGUGGAAGCACUUCCUUAGCAUUAACAUCUACUGGCCCUGCCAUAGAGAUCCUGUGGUCCUUGUGGAAGCACUUCCUUAGCAUUAGCAUCUACUGUCCCUGCCAUAGAGAUCCUGUGGUCCUUGUGGAAGCACUUCCUUUGCAUUAACAUCUACUGUCCCUGCCAUAGAGAUCCUGUGGUCCUUGUGGAAGCACUUCCUUAGCAUUAGAAUAAACAGUAAGGUCACCAUCUAUAGGUGAAACAGUAUGUUCUUAACCAAGAGUACCCGGACCACAAGAUUAUAAAGGUUCCAUAGGAAAUGCAGGUACAAACACACACACACACACUGAUUAAUUAUCUGAUUGCCUGAUUGGUUGAUUGGUUGAUUGGUUGAUUGGUUGAUUGAUUGUUCCAGGGGUCACUCUCCUGCGGAGUCAGACGUCCAUCUCUUGGAGGUUGCUAGGAAACUGGACAUGUACGGGAUCCGCCCCCACCCUGCCCACGAUGGAGAGGGCAUGAGACUCAACCUGGCCGUCACACACUCUGGAGUACUGGUGUUUCAGGUACACACAGUCUUGUAUAACUAACCUUCUGGGGACACACAAUUCAGUCCCAUUCAACCCUACUGUAAACAUAACCCUAGCCUUAACCCUAACCCGAAAAAUUUAACCCUGAACCUAAUCCUAGCUCCUAAUCCUAACCCUAAACCUAAUCCUAGCUCCUAAUCCUAACCCUAAACCUAAUCCUAGCUCCUAAUCCUAGCUCCUAAUCCUAACCCUGAACCUAAUCCUAGCUCCUAAUCCUAACCCUGAACCUAAUCCUAGCUCCUAAUCCUAACCCUAAAACUAACCCUAGCUCUGAACCCUUAACCUAAUUCUAACCCUAACACUAAUUCUAACCUUAACCCCCCUAGAAAUAGCAUUUAACCUUGUGGGAAGCAACAAAAUGUCCCCAGUUGGUCAAAUGUUUGUUCAUUUACUAUUCUUGCGGGGACUUCUGGUCACCACAAGUAUAGUCAAACACGUCCACACUGACCAGUCUCCUGUCUCUCCUCUCCAAUGUUUGUUCAUUUACUAUUCUUGUAGGGACUUCUGGUCACCACAAGUAUAGUCAAACACGUCCACACUCUGACCAGUCUCCUGUCUCGUCUCCAGGGUAACACUAAAAUUAACACCUUCAGCUGGGCCAAGGUCCGUAAACUGAGCUUCAAGAGGAAACACUUCCUCAUCAAACUACACGACCAAAUAGGGGUGAGAGUCCUAAUACCCAAGCAUGUUCUAUUCAACUUUGUAAGACCGUUUCAAAUCAUAUGAAUCCUCUGUUCUCCAAGUGUAUCUAGAUAUCUCACAUUUUCAAGAAUUAAUACGUGUUUUUAAAGGAAACUUCAAGAGAAUAUAUAUUUUAGUGUGUACGACUUCUUAAAAUAUAAAACUUCUUAAAAUAUAUUUACCUGUGUCUCCACGCGUGUGCCCCCCCCCCCCAGCCCUUCCGUAAGGACACGGUAGAGUUUGCGAUGGCGAGUCGAGACGUCUCUAAGUCCUUCUGGAAGACCUGUGUUGAAUACCAUGCCUUCUUCAGACUGGCCCGAAGAGCCCCAGUCACGCCGCAAGACUCUGCUGUCCAGCAAGGGGUCCAGCUUCAGAUACAGGUUACACACACUGAGUACACACACACACACACACACUGGGUACACACACACACACACUGAGUACACACACACACACACACACACAUACACUGGGUACACACACACACAGAUACAGGUACACACACUGAGUACACACACACACACACACACACUGGGUACACAUACACACUGGGUACACACACAAACACACACACACUGGGUACACACACACACACUGAGAACACACACACACACACUGAGUACACACACACACACACACACACCACACACACACACAACUGGGUACACACACACACACUGAGUACACACACACACACUGGGUACACACACACACACACACACACACACACUGAGAACACACACACACACACACUGAGAACACACACACACACACUGAGUACACACACACACACACAAUGGGUACACACACACACACACAAUGGGUACACACACACAUGCAAGCACAUACACGUGCAUACAUGAAAGCCACACUCACUCACACACUGUGUUCAGCUGAUUGAAACUAACUGUUUACUGUUUCAGUGGCAGGACCCAGAAACAGCUGUUGGAGUGUAUGGGGACAGGAGAGAGGAAACGCAUGCCUUUCCAGAGGUGGGAAGACUGUGUGUGUGUGUGUGUGUGUGUGUGUGUGUGGUGUGUGUGUGUGUCUGUGUCUGUGUCUGUGUGUGUGUGUGUGUGUGUGUGUGUGUGUGUGUGUGUGGUGUGUGUGUGGUGUUGUGUGUGGUUUGGUGUGUGUGUGUGUGUGGUGUGUGUGUGUUGUGGUGUGGUGGUGGUGUGUUUUGUUUUUGGGUUUUUUGGGGUGGUGUGGGGUUUUGGGGGGGUGUGGUUUGGGGGUUUUUUUUUGUUUGUGUGUGUAAAGUCUUUUUUUGUGUUUUGGUUUUGUGUGUUGUGUGUUGUGUGUGUUUUGUUUUUUUUGGGGUUUUUUUGUGUGGUGUGGGGUUUUUGUGUGGUUGUGUGUGUGUGUGUUUUUUGGUUUUUGUGGUGUGUGGUGUGUUGGGGUUUUUUGUUUUUUGGUUUGUGUGUGUUUGUUGUUUUUGUGUGUGUGUUGGGUUCCCCCCUUUUUCCCAAACCUUUCCCUUAGGGGCCUAAUCAGACGCCAGAAGUUUAAAAUUUCCCCUCCUACCCCUCACAGACGGGCCCCCAAAAAAGGUAAAAUAUCAUCUAAUUUUUUACAUAGCAACCAUGGAGCCAAAAAUUGGGAAAUUUUAAAAAUUAAAGUUUUUUGAUUAGGGGGCGUCACCCCCCCACCCUAUCUGAAAAGUUAUUGAUUGGGUCGCACCACAAACCCCCCUAUCUGAGGGUUUUUGAUUUGGGUUUUCAGACCACCCCCCUACUGAUGUUAUUGAAAAGGGAUUCCCAAAACCACCCUAUCGGAAAGUUAUUGAUUUGGGUUUUUUCACCACCCCACCCCAUCUGAGUUUUUUGAUUAGGGUUGUUUCCCCCCACCACCCCAUCUUUAAAGUUUUUGAUUAGGGGUUUUUCACCACACCACCCCCCAUCUGUGUUUUGGGUUAGGGUUGUCACCACAAAAAACCCUUCCCGAUGUUUUGUUAGGGUUUUUUUCCCCCAAAACAAACCCCAUAUGAUUUUAAUGAAUUUAAAAUCAAACCCUACUAACCCCCCAUAAAAUCCCUCUGGAGGAGAAUAUUGAGGGAAAAUGGGGGGUUUUAUGGAGGGGAUAUUUUAGGGGUUUUAGGAGGGGGAAUAUGGAGGGGUCAUUUGGGGGGUUAUGGAGGGGUAAAAUGGAGGGGGAAAUGGAGGGGUUUUUGGGGGUUUUUGGGGUUUUUAUUUUUUUUUUUGGGGGUUUGGGGGAAAAUUUUGGAGGGGUUUGUGGUUUUUAUUGGGGUUUUUUGGGGGGUUGGUGGGUUUUGGGGGGUUUGGGGGGUUUGGGGGGUUGGGGUUUGGGGGGGUUGGGGUGUUGGGGGGGUUUGGGGGGUUUUGGGGGGUUGGGGGGUUUGGGGGGUUUUGGGGGAUUUGGGGUUUGGGGGGGGGUGGUUUCUGGGGGUUUUGGGGGGUUUGGGGGUUUGGGGGAUUGGGGGUUUGGGGGGGUUUUGGGGGUUUGGGGGGUUGUGGGGGUUUUGGGGGGUUUGGGGGUUGGGGGGUUGGGGGGCCUUGGCGGGAUUUGGGGGGUAUUGGCGGGGGUUUGGCGGGCCUCUGGGGGCCCUUUGGGGUGGGUUUGGGGGCCCCUGGGGGCCCCCCUUUGGGGGCCCGGGCGGGGGCCCCCUUUGGGGGUCCCCUUUGGGGUUUGGCGGGGUCCUUUUGGCCCGGGGCCUCGGAGGCGUUCUGGGGGGCCUUGGCGGGUUCUGGCGGGGGCUCUGGCCGGGGCCUCUGGGGGGUCUCCUGGGGGGCCCCUGGCGGGGCCUCUGGCCCCGCCUUGGCGGGGGGCCCCUUUCCCGGGGGCCCUGGCGGGGGCCCCUGGGGGGGCCCCGGGGGGGGUUUGGGGGGGUUUUGGCGGGGGCCCCGGGGGGGCCUCGGCGGGGUCUUGGGGGGGGCCCCUUUGGGGGGGCCUCGGCCGCGCCCUGGCGGGGCCCCCUGGCGGGGCCUCUGGGGGCCCCCUGGCGGGGGCUCUGGCGGCGCCUCUGGGGGGGUUCUGGCGGGGGCCCCUUGCGGGGUCUCUGGGGGGGUCCUGGCGGGGGCCCUUUGGGGGGGUCUCUGGCGGGGCCCCGGCGGCCCUCUGGGGGUCCUGGCGGGGCCCCUGGGGGGGCCCCUGGCGGCCCCCUCCGGGGUCUCUGGGGGGGUCUUGGGGGGUCUCUGGGGGGUCUCGGCGGGGCCUCUGGCGGGGCCUCUGGGGGGGUUUCUGGGGGUCUCUGGCGGGGCCUUCGGGUUUUUGCGGGCCUUGGCGGGUCUUGGGGGCUCUCUGGCGGGCCCCCUGGGGGGCCUCUGGGGGGUCUCUGGGGGGUCUUGGGGGGUCUUGGCGGGGGCCCGGGGGGCCUCUGCGGGGCCCCCUUUGGGGGGUUCUGGGGGGGCCUUGGCGGGGUUUUCUGGCGGGGCUCUGGCGGGCCCUGGCGGGGCCUCCCUUUGGGGGGGUCCUGGGGGGGCUCUGGGGGGGGUCUCUGGGGGCUCUCUGGGGGGGGGUCUGGGGGGCUCUGGGGGGUCUCUGGGGGGGCCCUGGCGGGGCCGGCGGGGGCCCCGGCGGGCCUCUGGGGGGUCCCCCUGGGGGCCUUGGGGGCUCUGGCGGGGGGGUCGGGGGGGUCUCUGGCGGGGCCUCUGGCGGGGCCUCGGCGGGGCCCCUCUGGCGGGUCUCUGGCGGGCCUCUGGCGGGGUUCUGGGGGGGCCUCUGGCGGGUCCGGGGGGCCUCUGGCGGGGCCCUGGCGGGCUCUCUGCGGGUCUCUGGGGGGCCUCUGGGGGGGUCUCCUGGGGGGGCCCCCGGCGGGGUCUGGGGGGGGUCUCUGCGGGGGUUUUGGCGGGGGCCCCUGGCGGGCCUCGGCGGGCCUCUGGCGGGGCCCCUGGCGGGGUCUCUGGCGGGGUCCCCCCUGGGGGGGCCUCUGGGGGGUUUUCUGGCGGGGCCCGGGCGGGGGCUCGGGGGGCCCCCUGGCGGUCUUGGCGGGGCCCCUGGGGGGGGCCUCGGGGGGGGGGGGUUGGCGGGUCCCUGUGGCGGGGCCCCCUUUGGGGGCCUCUGGCCGCGCCUCCGGGGCCUUGGCGGGGCCCUGGCGGGGCCCUGGCGGGUCUCUGGGCGCCCCUGCGGGGGCUCUUGGGGGGCUCUCUGGGGGGUCUCUGGCGGCGCCCCCCCGGCGGGGGCUUGGCGGCGCCUUGGGGGGUCUUGUCGGGGGUCUGCGGGGCCUCGGGUCUCGGCGGCUCUCGGCGGGGGCCCGGCGGCGCCCCUGGGGUUCUGGCGGGGCCCCUGGCGGGGGCCCCUGGGGGCCCUUGGGGGCGCUCGGCGGGUCCUGGGGGGCCUUGGCGGGGCCCUGGGGGGGCCCUUUGGGGGGCCCUGGGGGGCCCUGGCGGGUCUCGGGGGGGCCUCUGGGGCGCCUUGGCGGGGUCCCUUUGCGGGGCCUCUGGGGGGGCCUCUGGGGGGGUCUCUGGGGGGGUCCUGGGGGGGCCUCGGGGGGGUCCUGGGGGGGCCUCUGGGGGGGCCUCUGGCGGGGUUUGGCGGGGCCCCCUUUUGGGGGCUCUGGGGGGGGCCCUUGCGUUCCCCGGGGGGCCCUGGGGGGUCUGUGGCGGGGGCCCCUGGGGGGCCCCCUGGGCCCCGCCUCUGGCGGGGGCCCCUGGCGGGGCCUCUGGGGGCCUCUGGCGGGGUCUUGGGGGGCCCCUCUGGCGGGUCUUGGCGGUUCUGGCGGGGGUUUUGGGGGCCUCGGCGGGGUUCUGGCGGGGCCUCUGGCGGGGUCCUGUGGGGCCCCGGCGGGGGUUGGCGGCUUCUGGGGCCCCCCCCCCCGCCGGGGUUUCCCCCCCCUCUGGGGGGGCCCCUGGCGGGGCCUCUGGGGGUCCUGGGGGCCUUGGCGGGGCCUCUGGCGGGGCCUUGGCGGGGGUCUGGCGGGGUCUCUGGCGGGGCCUCUGGGGGGCCCCUGGCGGGUCUUGGGGGCCCUCUGGGGGGGCCUUGGGGGGGUCUGGCGGGCCCCCUGGCGGGCCUCUGGCGGGUUCUGGCGGGGUUUUGGCGGGGCCCCGGCGGGGCUCUGGCGGGGCCCGGGGGCCCUCUGGGGGGUCUUGGCGGGCCCGGCGGGGCCUCUGGGGUUUCCCUUGGGGGCCUUGGCGGCCCCCGGGGGGUUCCCCCUGGCGGGGGCCCCUGGCGGGGCCUCUGGCGGCUCUGGCGGGGCCUCCGGCGGGGCUCUUGCGGUCCCCUGGCGGGUUCUUGGCGGGGCCUCUGGCCGGGGGCUCUGGGGGCCUCUGGCGGGGUCUCUGGGGGGGCCUCUGCGGGGGCCUUUUGCGGGGCCCUUUCGGCGGGCCCUCUGGCGGGCCUCUGGCGGGGUCUCUGGGCGGGGCCUCUGGCGGGCCUCGGCGGGGUCCUCUGGCGGGGCCUCUGGCGGGUCUCUGGCGGGUCUCUGCGGGGUCCUCUGCGGGGCCUCUGGCGGGGUCUCUGGCGAGGGGCCUCUGGCGGGGGCCUCUGGCGGGUCUCUGGCGGGGCCUCUGCGGGGUUCUCUGGCGGGCUCUCUGGCGGGUCUCUGGCGGGGCCUCUGGGGGGGCCUCGGCGGGCUCUGUCGGGGCCUCUGGCGGGGUCUCUGGCGGGUCUUUGCGCCCUCUUCCUCCGUUGGCCGCUCCGUCCUGGGUCUGCGUGCUGCGCCUGUUGUCUUUGUUGUAGUUGGCCUACCUAAUGGCCACAUUUGUUUUCAAUAUAAUAAUUGAAUGUGAACAUACCAUUGACAAAGACUGACGUGUCGUUGAAUGUCGAUGCCGACUCCAGAGUCUGUCUUCCGACUGUAUUCUGUCAGUAUCCACUCGGUCAUUCUGAGGGGGAUAUGGAGGGGUAUAUAUCCACUCUGUCAUUUUGAGGGGGAUAUGGAGGGGGAUAUAUCCACUGUCAUUCUGAGGGGGGAUAGAGAGGGGAUAUAUCCACUGUCAUUCUGAGGGGAUAUGGAGGGGGAUAUAUCCACUGUCAUUCUGAGGGGGAUAUGGAGGGGGAUAUAUCCACUGUCAUUCUGAGGGGGAUAUGGAGGGGGAUAUAUCCACUGUCAUUCUGAGGGGGAUAUGGAGGGGGAUAUAUCCACUGUUAUUCUGAGGGGGAUAUGGAGGGGGAUAUAUCCACUCUGUCAUUCUGAAAGUUUUUCCUCUGAUGACGAAACGCAGAGGAUGACGUGGUAGUGUUUUGGUGUGCGUUCGUUUUAUCCUGCCAGGGGUGCUGGGUCAGCGCCAGCAGCGUUUUCAUCUUGUUAAACUCGUGGAGCAGUUUAACAACAAAUUCUUUUUUGGGGGGAAAACAGAGUUUUUCACAAUGCAUUUCGUUUUAUAGCUUAUCUCAUGCUAUUCUAUACAUUUUGCCAUGAAGAUGAUAGAACAUUUUGCAGUUUUAAAGCAAAUUUCCUGCUAUUCCACACAGUAUGAAAAAAUAUAUAUUUUAUGUAUGCACUGGAUAAGAGCGUCUGCUAAAUGACUAAAAUGUAAAUGUAAAUGUAAAUUUUGCUAUGAGGCUGAGAGAAAAUGUAGCAUUUUAAAGCUAAUUUCCUGCAAUUCUACACAUUUUGCCAUUGCCUAUGAUGUGUUCAUAUACUUUUAUUUUAUAUUUAAAAAAAAAUGUUUUAUUGUGGGGGAUGAAUCAACCUGUUCUGAAUAUUGGGGGGGGGGACAUGUCCCCCCCAUCCCCUGUGGCAAUGUCAGCCAUGAGUAAAACACAGAGCAGUCUAAACUCUUUGAUCCUUUAAAAACCUGCUUCAUGUAAAAUAUUUUGUGCUACAGCUUGGAAAAUAAAUACAAUGUGACUCUGGAUGACAACAUAAGACAUUUUGUUUCCAACUACGGUAUCUAGGCAAUACUGGUAUCGUGACAACCCUACCAAUGACAAUUUCAAUAAUCCACGGUAACAUGUCCAUCCACAUCAUGUUCUCCACCAGCUCUACAAGCAGUCCCACCCGUUACCGCGCCCCGGAGGCCACGCCCUCGCUCACAGCGAAGGGGAAGUGGAACGACAACGGGGAGUGGGAGGAGCUAACCCUAAACGCAGCCAAUCAGCUGUCGAGGUGGUCUUCUCCACGGAACUCCAGCGGUCCCGCCUCCCACAAGCUUUCCACCUAUCAACGGCCUCUCCUAAGCAAAGGUCCGCCUCUACAUCGGUAGACAUCGGGGAAAGGAGGGCGGGGGGGCAACGGCAGGGAGGGGCCGGGCAUAGAUUCGGAGGAGGGGUUUACCAUGGAAACAGCAGGGCCAAACGUCGGCCCAAACCCCAGUCCGCCUCCGACGCGCAGCAAUUGGUCCUCCUGUAUCCCAAUAACCCCGCUUACAAGUUCCAUCCAGUCCUUCCAACAUUCCCAUUGGCCAGUUAUCCGCACGGACAGGCCUACUUUUUGGACGGCGCCGUCACCUCAUUGGAGCGUCUCCCGCAGAUGCACCGCUUAGACCACGCCCCGUUGGAGGGGCUGACACGCCCUUCUCUCUACUCACGCUCUGAUUCGUCCUCCCUGUCGCCACUCAGGCGGAAUCUCCGCCCAUCCGGGCUGGGAUUGGCCAGGGUCUACCAGGGCGGGCUCUCGAGCGGAAACGCAGCCAGGAGAUUGGACGUCGGGAGAAUAGAGGCGGGGCAUUACAGCGACGACUCCAACUUCCUGCCUGGACUUCCUCGUCGUGCCACCAGCCAACCGGACGUCAAGUUCCCCAGAGUAGUCCCCGCCUCCAACCCCGCCUCUGAGUUCCGUCCCCUAGGUUACUACCCCCACCUAUCACGUCACCAGACUCCACAAAGACCCUCCUACCUGCCUCUAAACUCCUCCCCCUUACCAGACCGGCCCACCUCACUGUGUGUCCUAGGGGGAGUCGGUGGAAGCUACAGCGAUUCAGACCCAGAGGUGUUCUAUCCCUACUACAGCCCAGCACCCCCGUUGGGUAAAGUGGUACGGUCCAAUGCUCUGGCUAGGAUGAGGUUCUCCUCUGGGAGUUUACAACUGGAGGAGGAAGAGGAGGGGGAAGAGGAAGAGGAGAGGUAUAGCAGUGGGGGAGAGGGGAAGCCUCGGAUUACGAAAUUGAGACUGUAGAAUAGUGUUGUGUGACGUGUGUGUGUGUGUGGUCAGGAUGACAUUUGGUAUAUUCAGGAUGCUUUGUACAUUGAAUGGACACUCCAAAACGUAUACAGUGUUGAAUUGAACGUUCGGUUACAGACAUGUGCCCGUUUUGUACAACUUUACAAAAAGUAGCGUAUCCUGUUUUGAUUGAAGGUUUUGGUACAUGUCUGAAUUAAUCUGUCAAUAAAGAGUGUAAUCUGUAUGAAGAUCACGGUGUCUUUACUUGAGAACGAACAUGAUCUGAACAUCAUAUUCAUAAAGCAUCGACACUGAACAAAAAUUUUACUCAGCAUGCAACAAUUACAAAUAUUUUACUGAGUUACAGUUCACAUAAGGAUAUCACUCAAUUGAAAUAAAAUGCAUUAGGCCCUAAUCUAUGUAUUUCACAUGACUGGGAAUACAGAUAUGCAUCUGUUGGUCACAGAUACCUUAAAAAAAAAAAAAAAAAGUAAGGGCGUGGAUCAGAAAACCAGUCAGUAUCUGGUGUGACCGCAAUUUGCCUCACGCAGCGCUACACAUCUCCUUCGCAUAGAGUUGAUCAGAAGUGGAGUGCUAAUCUAGAAAUCAGUUUUAUCUUUCAGAUCAUAAUAAAUAAAAGAUUAUAUGGAGCAGGGUUGGGGUCAAUUCCAUUUAAAUUCAGGAAGUAAACCAACAUUACAAUUGCAAUUCUCUUCAAUGCUUUUCAAUGGAGGAAACAUUUGAAUUGGGAGUUUGGUAAUUUUUUUUUAAAUUUACUCGAAUUGAAAUGGAAUUGACCCCAAACCCUGAUAUGGACCUGAUGCUAGAUCAGCAUUUCUACUUUGAGACACUUUUUGAAUACGGGCCCUGGAUAUAAAAUCAAUACCCAUUUUACUAAACAUUUUUACUACAUAGAUUCAGAGGCUUUGACUAACAAACCAGCACGUAGCCGAAAACACUGCAACACACAAAUGUUAAGGCCAAAAUGUAAUAUUUAUUCAAAAAAAAAAAUCCCACACAAAUGAACUUUAAAAACACACACAAAAGAUUGUUAAACACAAGCACACAUCUUCCCCUCAGCAUUUCUCCCGACACACUCUUUACUGUUACCAAUAAACGUAUAAUUUUUUUUUAUCAAACUAUAUUUACAACAUUACUCUUUCAACAUCUAUUGAAAUCUAAAAAUGGAUCAUGCAACAAUUUUCUAAAUUUCCCAGACAAAUUAGAUAUGUGUGAUCUACUAAUCCCAUAUAAAAACAAGAAAUGUAAUAUUUAAAUGUAUCCAAUAUACAGGUAACGUUAAAAAGCAGGUCCCUGAGUUUUUAAUUUUGUUGAAAAUGUGGAGGAAAUGUGAAAAACGACUCUAGAUGGCACUGGUGUGGGUGCUACGGAACUGGAAUGGGUGAUACGGAACUGGAAUGGGUGCUACGGAACUGGAAUGGGUGCUACGGAACUGGUGUGGGUGCUACGGAACUGGAAUGGGUGCUACGGAACUGGAAUGGGUGCUACGGAACUGGAAUGGGUGCUACGGAACUGGAAUGGGUGCUACGGAACUGGUGUGGGUGCUACGGAACUGGAAUGUUGGUGGGAUGACAUUCUAACUGAAUUCUGGAAUAGAACACUGGGGAUAAAUGUCAACAAAAACCCUACACUCCUGAACAGAGUUUUGACACUCCACUGGCUCCUAGGUUAGGAUCCCUAUCCGUCUCCUUGGCCUUAACCCUUCAAUGUUUUCCGAUCUGUAAGGUCGAAUCAACAUAGUGGAAGCUCCACCACUACACUGAUUAUACCUAUCAAGAGCCUUCAGACAUGCUAACAUUGAGGGGGUUAAGACGAAGGGCAAGGGGUUAGACGGGUAGUGAUUUGUAACCAGCUGAGAGUUAAUGAGUAAUAUACUCAGUGAAUGAACAGGCGACAGACGAGCUAGCUGGUUGGGGAAAGUACAUCUCUAUGUGUCGAGGUAGACAGUACAUCGUAGCCUUUUCCACUGUGCUAAGACCACUGUGCUCAGUGAAUGAACAGGCGACAGACGAGCUAGCUGGUUGGGGAAAGUACAUCUCUAUGUGUCGAGGUAGACAGUACAUCGUAGCCUUUUCCACUGUGCUAAGACCCAAGAUAGUCAGCAAAGCAAGAUAGUUGAGUUACAUUACUGGGGUGUGUGUUUGGACAGACAGCGAAGCUUUUGACUAGACUGAACUUUUACAUUUCUUCUUUUCUUCCCUCUUUCGUUUAGCUGGAAUCUACCUCCAAUCUCUCUCUCCUUCCAUCUCUUCUCCUUUAUGUUGGAGUGAAACUGAGAGAGAGAGAGAGAGAUUUAUUAGAAGAGAGAGAGAGAGGGGGGGAGAGAGAGAGAUUUAUCAGAAGAAGAGAGAGGGGGAGAGAGAGAGAGAGAGAGAGAGAGAGAGGAUGAGAGGAGAGAAACUUACUUCUGGAAGCGUGCUAUGAUCCUGGCGACCAUCUUGUCUGUGACUCCAGGACAGACGUCUUCAGCCAGCUGGAUGUUUCUCUCCAACUCCUCUAUAGCAUGCCUCUGUUCAGCACCGUCCCGGUGAUCAAACUUCAGCUGCAACAUAUACAUUCAGAAAUGUCCAAUAACACUGUCUGAACAUAUCAACAUGCAUCUGAAGCAUAUUUACCUCAGAGAAGACUGUGGCUUUACUGAUGGACUUCAAGUGCUGCUCCUGGUCCUGGUCCUGGUCCUGGGGGGGGGAGAGCGUGAGAGAGAGAGGUUAGCUAGGGAUGUUAACAAGGAAAUCCUCUGUGCAGACGAACCAACCAACACACACUGACCGCUCCACUGAGCACCUUCCUGACGUCCUUAUCUUUCUUCCGUACGGUGGUGAACGACCACUCGGGCUGUGACGGGCUGUUCUCCUUGUUACUGGACUCACUGAGGAGAGAGAUGAAAGGGUUACACACACACAACACCCCCCCCUCACCCCCCCACCCCACCCCACACCCCCCUAGACCUACCCAUCGUCGUCUGAGCUAGAGUCGUCAUCACUGUGUUCUUCAGUCUUCCAUCUCUGAAACCUGUCUAUCAGUUCAGUCAGGUAGGAAGUCUUCUUGCAGUUCUUUACUAUGAACUUAUGUUUCAACAACUCUCCGGCUGAGGGUCUCUGGAGGAGGGAGGGAGGGAGUAGGAGAGAAAGAGGAGAGGGAGGGAGGGAGUAGAGUAGGAGAGAAAGAGGAGAGAGAGGGAGGGAGUAGAGUAGGAGAGAAAGAGGAGAGAGAGGGAGGGAGUAGAGUAGGAGAGAAAGAGGAGAGAGAGGGAGGGAGUAGAGUAGGAGAGAAAGAGGAGAGAGAAGGAGUAGAGUAGGAGAAAAGAAAUAGAAGAAUUGGGUAGCGAAGCAAAAUAUAUUCAACCAACAGGUGGCAGCAACAAGCAAGAUUUCUCACACAGGUUGAAUCUCAAUUGUAUUUCCUCGAUUCCUAACAUCCUUUCACACUUGAUGAAGAUCAGCAGGGAGCAACCUCAGAUCUUCUCUCAUCAAAAUUCGUUUUUUUUGAGAAAGAGACAAGGAGAUGAGGACAAGAGGUAGGAAGUAAACCCAUGGACACGCCCCCCCCCCCCCCCCUUCCAAUGUACUUACGAAGACUGGAUCCUUAUUGAGACAGGAGUCAGUGAACUCCUUGAAGCUCUUGGAGAAAUCUCCCCCGAGGGAGGGGGGACUGCUCUUCGGGAUCAGGAAGAGAACCCUCAUAGGGUGUAUGUCACUGUUUGGAGGCUCUCCUUUAGCUAGCUCUAUAGCUGUUAUACCUAAAGACCAGAUAUCAGCCUAGAGGGGUGGGGAGAAUGAACAGAACAACAACCACCACAGGGUUGAACAUUUAAACAACAACAACCACCACAGGAUUUGAACAUUUAAAAGAACAACAACCACAGGGUUGAACAUUUAAACAACAACCACCACAGGGUUCAUAUCACUAUUAGGAGGUUGGCCUUUAUCUCUGGAGUAGUGAUACCAGAUAUCAGCCUGGAGAAGGGGGGAUCUCUCUAAAUAGGACUCUAAUGACAGAGUAUUCAGAUACACUCCAUUACACACAAAACACAAGUCUUUCACUCCCUCCCUGACACUUAAUGGCAUAUAAAGUUGAAAGGUCAACCAUAUACACACUGACUCAACCACACCACCCUCCUAGACACUCAACCAUACACACACACACACACACACACACACACACACACACACACUGACUCAACCACACACACACACACACACUGACUCAACCACACACACACACACUGACUCAACCACACACACACACACACACACACACUGACUCAACCACACACACACACACUGACUCAACCACACACACACACACACACACACACACACUGACUCAACCACAUACACACACACUGACUCAACCACACCACCCUCCUAGACACAAAGCAACCUAACCUAACCUAACCCCCCUCCUAGACACAAAGCAACCUAA